Loxodonta africana (African savanna elephant) is the source of this 1231-nucleotide messenger RNA. It is a transcript of the gene SULT2B1, whose product is annotated as sulfotransferase family 2B member 1. The transcript has 7 exons. The record is from RefSeq and is a predicted model, not a curated record. The coding region runs from base 145 to 1164 and encodes 339 amino acids. Gene Ontology annotation, molecular function: sulfotransferase activity. Gene Ontology annotation, biological process: sulfation. NCBI's taxonomy places the organism in Eukaryota, Metazoa, Chordata, Mammalia, Proboscidea, Elephantidae. Gene Ontology annotation, cellular component: cytoplasm.
GGCGAGGAGGUAGGCACCUGGCGGGGCUUCCCGGGUGGCAGACGCUGCCGCUGCGCACACCUGGCCCCCGUGCCUCCUGCUCCCUGCGCGUCCUCCCCUCCCCGCCCUCGCCUGCCCGCCUGCCCGCCUGCCGGCCUGCCCGCCAUGGACGGGCCCGCCGAGCCCCAGACCCAGGGCCUGUGGGACACCUACGAGGACGACAUCUCAGAGAUCAGUGAGAAGUUACCAGGUGAAUACUUCAGGUACAAAGGCAUUCCCUUCCCCGUGGGCCUCUACUCACCUGAGAGCAUCAGCACCGCAGAGUACGCACCCGAUGUUCGGGAUGACGACAUCUUCAUUGUCACCUACCCCAAGUCAGGCACCAACUGGAUGAUCGAGAUCGUCAGCUUAAUCCUGAAGGAUGGGGAUCCCUCCUGGAUCCGCUCGGUGCCCAUCUGGGAGCGGGCGCCUUGGUGUGAGACUAUCGUGGGUGCCUUCAGUCUCCCGGACCAGUCCCGCCCCCGCCUCAUGAGCUCACACCUCCCCAUUCACAUCUUUACCAAGGCCUUCUUCAACUCCAAGGCCAAGAUGAUCUACUUGGUCCGGAACCCCCGGGAUGUGGUGGUCUCCCUCUAUCAUUACUCCAAGAUCGCCGGGCAGUUGAAGGAUCCCGGCAAGCCCGGACAGUUCCUGCAGGAAUUCCUCAACGGUGAAGUGCAAUUUGGCUCCUGGUUCGACCACAUUAAGGGCUGGAUUCGGAUGCAGGGCAAAGAGAACUUCCUGUUUAUCACCUACGAGGAGCUGCAUCAGGACCUCUGCGGCUCUGUGCAGCGCAUCUGUGAGUUCCUGGGUCGGCCGCUGGGCGAGGAGGCGCUGGGCUCCGUCCUGGAGCACUCGUCCUUCCAGGCCAUGAAGGCCAACACCAUGUCCAACUACUCGCUGCUGCCUCCCAGCCUGCUGGACCAACGCCGUGGGGCCUUCCUCCGGAAAGGGGUCUGCGGGGACUGGAAGAACUACUUCACCGUGGCGCAGAGCGAAGCCUUCGACCGCGUCUAUCGCGAGCAGAUGCGGGGGCAGCCGACCUUCCCCUGGGACGAGGCCACGAAGGACGCCAUCCCGGACCCCGAGCCCAGCCCCAACCCUAGCCCCAGUCCCGGCCAGGCCCUCGAGACUCCGGACCAGUGACCCUGAGAAUAAACACGUGGCUACUGCCGGCGCCCCGGCUCCUUCGUGCGCUUUGAGGGUGGUGGAA